This is a messenger RNA of Ostertagia ostertagi, 438 nucleotides long. The record is from the annotation of a GenBank genome assembly. NCBI's taxonomy places the organism in Eukaryota, Metazoa, Nematoda, Chromadorea, Rhabditida, Trichostrongylidae.
AUGAUUCCACAAAACUAUACGUGGAUGAUAGACAUGAUAAAGAAAAAAUAUGACAACCCGAGCAGCGCACGCGCUAAUGUCAUAAACCGCCUGGUUUCUCUUCGACCAGCAAAACAAGGUCCAGCGUCGUGCGGAGAGGUUAUUGAUGAAAUCCGGUGCUUGAUAAAUGAGAUGAUAUCUUCCGGCUACAGAAUCUCUGAUACUCAAGAUCCAAUGUGGAUUGAAACGAUACUGAAAAAGUUCCCUCGGCGUGUAGUGGAGGAACUCCUCAGAGAAUCCAACAACGGGGAAUCAAGUACUGUUGGAGAGAUUCUGAAUAAGCUAGAUGCAAUUAUCAGCAAAGUGCUCAUGGGAGAAAAGAAGGCGAACGAUACGGUCGCUAUUUCUGCAAUUUCUGCGAAAGAACAAAUCACCGAUCCCAUCAAUGUCGAGACAUAA